AUGAUGAUGCAAUUUAACACAUUUGACCAUCCGAAUCAAUGGUCCCCAGACCGUUCAUCAGGCACUCACAAUUCCAUCGACUACCUGCGUGAUCCACAAUAUAACUCUCAAAAUCAACCUGACGCAUUUGACACCAUGGCGGACGCAAAGCAAGGAGGUGAUCUCUAUGACAUGGCCAAGGACGGAACCAAAGUUCCUGGAGAUGCCGGCAAGCAGAACAUCAUCAAAUCUGUUCCCAACCCGCACCAAGAUCCCUCAGCUGCCGGUGAGCUCGGGUCCACAACCCUACACGGCGCCGCAGACAACGCAUUAGACACCAAAGAGGGAAGACCUUCCGGAGUUGGUGAGGGGAUCAGUGCUACCGGUCACGAGAUUCCGCAGUCGGUGACGGGCAAGCCUGGAGGUCGAGGUGGUACGCAGGGCUCCAAGGACGUUAGAGCAGCGACAGGUGCAUUCUACACCAAGGGGAGCCGGUCAAAGAGUGAUGAGUGAAGGAGGUGUGAUACAUUAAAUCACUUUGUAUACAUGAGUCUGACGAGUGUAAUAAUACUUAACACGUCAAGACCGUGCGUCUCAGCUGCAAGUGUUGGUACUUAUCCGCGGCUAGUCUACCUGGGUAAGGUAAACACGAACCGCUCACCGGUGACAGAAUCUUGCAAUUCUGAGCAAACGAAUAGCUCGGUCUGGACUAGAAAAACUUCCCCAUCACCACCAAAAUGCAAUGUAAGAGCUGUAACACAGCCAAAAAGGACAUCAUGAAAGGGACGAGACUCGAACUCGCGCGGGUUGCCCCACCAGGAAACAGAUGUUAAGCUGACCUUAACCUGGCGCCAUAACCAACUCG
Messenger RNA from Colletotrichum godetiae, 844 nucleotides. RefSeq lists its product as uncharacterized. The transcript is spliced from 3 exons. NCBI's taxonomy places the organism in Eukaryota, Fungi, Ascomycota, Sordariomycetes, Glomerellales, Glomerellaceae. Bases 1 to 492 code for a protein of 163 amino acids. The record is from RefSeq and is a predicted model, not a curated record.